Helicoverpa zea (corn earworm) is the source of this 5669-nucleotide messenger RNA. RefSeq lists its product as uncharacterized. The transcript has a single exon. NCBI's taxonomy places the organism in Eukaryota, Metazoa, Arthropoda, Insecta, Lepidoptera, Noctuidae. The record is from RefSeq and is a predicted model, not a curated record. The coding region runs from base 534 to 1610 and encodes 358 amino acids.
UACCGUGAAGUAAAAGCCCUCUUUUAUGGUAAAUCGUAGGCAUUUUAUGGACCAGGGUCGCGGUAACUCUUUCGAACGGACGGGGGUGACGUCACGGACGCCAAGUUAGCCUGUGCUGGUUGCUGUUGUUUAGCAUCAAAUAAAUUAAAAAACGUAUACAAUAGUAAGAAUUAUAUUACAAAAAGUCGAAGCUUAACCUAGUGCAUCACAUAAAACGUUAUCUAGUGUUUUAGUGCAGUGUAUUAUAUGAAAAACUUAAAACUAAUUACAACUUAACUCAAAGCUAAUUAACAGUGACCUAAAUCUACCCUAAACAUAAAAAUAUAAACAUUAAUCAUUAAAAAUUAUUUGAAACUAAGUGCUGAAGUGAUACCAAAGUGCGCAUAUUACUCUGUUUACCCCAGUGUCGAUACAUGGUGUCAGUAAACCAUAGGACUCCCAUCUAACCAUAGCCGCACGCAAAGUUCUGAACAGCGCCAUCUUUUGAUACUCAAAAGAAUUUGUAUCGAUUGCUCCUGCAUUUCGACACAGUCAUGCCUGCAUCUAGGUGUGGUGGUUGCAAGAAAUAUAUGACGUCGAUAGAUGCCGCUACAUGCAUCAAAUGCAAUCGCAUACACCAUCGAGCUUGCGUUAGUCUGCCUGCAACGGGUUGUAUUCCAACGAACUGGUGUUGUCCGGAAUGCCAGAAAAACCAGGUUAGGGACAAUAAGGCGGAGACACCCGUAAGAGGAAUGGCAAGUUCUGUCCUUCCAAGGGAACAGCUCUCUAAGGAGCUGGUGGAUACCAGCCCGUUUAAUUGUACUGCGCUGGACGAAACUACAACUUUCUCCCCGGAUUUGGCUGCUGAACUUCGGGUGUUCAAGGAGGAACUUCGUGCAGAGUUUCGCCUCAUGCACAAAGAAUUUCUUCAAUUGCGGACAGAAGUAGCGCAGCUAAAAGACGCCCUAAAUAACUCUGGCGAGCGUAUGGACGUGAUCGAGGCGCGGGUUGAAGCUCUCGAGCUGAAGUUCGAGCAGAAAAUCCUGCCGACCAGCAACAGCGAUUACGUCGACAACACUAUCGCUGAAUUGAAGUGCCAGCUUAACGAGCGUGAUCAAGAACUGUUGCUCAACGACAUUGAGAUCACAGGAAUUCCCGAGAGUAAGGAAGAAAGCACCCUCCACCUCGUGAACGUUCUCGCAGUAAAGCUCGGCAUUACACUAGACGAGAGGGACGUCGUCCAUGCCGAACGGGUUGGAGCUACGCACCGCAACCGUGUUGUUGCCUUGGAUGGCAGUAUUGCUGCUGACCCCGCUGCGCAACGGCCGCGGAGUAUAUCGGUGCGCCUGGCAAGGCGCGCGACCCGCGACGCGCUACUGCGCGCGGCCCGAGUGCGUCGUGGCUUGAGUACGGAUGCACUCGAUAUGCCUGGCCCGCCGCACCGUGUUUACGUCAACGAGCGCCUCACGCGCACCAAUCGCCGGUUAUUUUAUCGCGCCCGCCAGGCAGCGAGUCUGCAUGGCUGGAAGUAUGUGUGGACAAGGGAGGGUAAAAUAUUGUGUCGCAAGGACGAUCGGUUAAAAGUAGAAGUUAUUAGACAUGAAGACGAUGCUACCAAAAUUUUUGGCUAAAGAUCUGUUUGAGGCUUAAGUUGUGCUUAAUUGUUGUUGUCGUGCGUAUGAUUUUUCUUUGUUCUGUCUUUUUAUUGUUAUAUUUGUUUUCGUGUUUAUUUUUAUUACUUAAUUUUAUUUGUCUUAUACAUUCACUUUUAAACUUGUUUUUCUUCCUAAUAAGUGUUCAGACCAAAUGGUGCGCAUUUCUUGCACUAUCGAAUGGGAGUCCUCUUGGAUUAAUUGUUAUCAACCCACUUUUAGUUGCUCCGCACUUAGCUAUAUUGGUUUACAUUUUUGACCAAGGAAUAAUAUUGGCGCAUUGCUUGCACGUAUCACACACACACAUAAAUGCAGUUAUGCUUUCCUACACACUAUUAUACACUAAACAAAACUACAGUAUACAUAUACUUCGCAUUCCUAUGAAAACUAUUUACUACAUGAGUACAAUAAGUUACAUAAACGAUUUUAAACUAAUAUAUAAAAUGUCUUACAAACUUAUAAUAUUCACGUUAUUCACAAUUUUCUAUUUUUACAAAUUUAUAUUUAAACCCACAUAUUUUAAUUAUUAUUUACUAGCAAUAAUUUUUUCCGAAAUGAAAUAUUAUUUAUUAAAAUUUAUUGUUAUUUACAACAUCCAUUCACAAAUACGUAGGAUUAAGUUUUAUAUUAUUAUCAUUUUGAUGGCCCCCAUUACCAGUAAAAACGUUAGGCUAUUUUAUCGGCAUAAGUUUUUGUUUUUAACAACAAAACACUAUAUUACGAAUGCAGGAUAAAUAUUUAAAAGUUGGUUUGUUAAACGUGGGUUCCCUAGGUACGAAGCACGAUGACUUUGUGGCGUCAGUGGUAAGUCAUUCAUUCGAUAUAGUCGCAGUCAAUGAGACCUGGUUACGAGCGGGCGAGGAGGGUCGCGCGCCCACGGUGCCGGGCUACCGUCUGCGUCACACGCCGCGACCUGCGACUGUGCGCGGGGGUCGUGGCGAUGGUGUGGGUUUUUACAUCAAGCGCGGUCUGACUGUCCGCGCCUGUUCUACACCAACUGACCCCAGAUACGAGUCUAUUGAACAAAUGUGGAUUACCCUGUCUUUGAAUGGAGUCAAACUCGCUAUAGGAACAGCGUAUCGUCCCCCUCGCUCUGAUUUGGACCUCUUCCUAGAUGCAAUUACCGAAUCCAUCAGUUCACUUGCAAAAUGUGACCACUACGUAUUGCUAGGCGAUUUCAAUGUUAAUAUGUUGAACACCAGUUACCAAACUCGGAAAGUCUGUGAAUUUUUAAAUAGCCUGGACCUUAAGCAAUUAGUUGACUCCCCCACCCAUUUCACGGAUCAUAGUCAGACGCUAAUCGACCUUGUUUGCACUAGCAUAAACAACACAUCUGUGUGUGUUGAACCAUUCGGUGCAAUACAUGGUCACGCACUAGUAAUUUGCACACUUAAUAUAAAGCGUAGGAAGUAUAAACCUCACACGGUGGUUUUCAGACCAAUUUCAAAAAUUGAUAGGGAAAGUUUUGAUGAUUGCCUGGCGCAUAUAAACUGGGAAAUCAUUCGUGUCUUACCAAAUGUGAAUGGCAUGGUGGAUGCACUGAACCGGAUUGUCGUGUCUGUCUUCGAUGAGUAUGCUCCAGUCAAGACUUGCUUGAUUAAAGACCACUCAUACCCAUGGAUAACAGAUACGAUAAAGUUCAUGAUGCAUCUGCGUAACGAGGCCCUCGCCAAGUAUCGUACAACUAAGUCGGAAUCAAAGAAGGUAUAUUACAAACAAUUAAAAUCACUCGUGUCCAGUUCCUUAUUUUAUGAAAAAGUUGCAUAUUUUAAACAAAACAUAAAUAACAAAAUUAACGACCCAAAAACACUUUGGAAAAAUUUGAAAAGUACUGUUUUGCCACCUAAACCACUCAAUGACCUUCCAAGUCACUUUAGAGACCCUGAUGAAAUAAAUUUAAAUUUUUUGAAUGUUCCUGGUAAUCCAAAUUUUAAUGCAACUGUAUGUACCUUUUUUGAAUCUCACCGCUUUAGUGAUGCGAGUUUCUCACUACACCCGGUGAGUACCGAUCAGGUUUUGCGAUAUUUUGGUCAGUUGAAAUCGAAUGCAGAAGGUUGGGACGGCAUAACACUUGACAUGCUUACACUGACAUUUCCACAUACAAUAGAAGUCAUCACAGAUAUUGUUAAUAAGUCGAUUGCCUCUGCAACAUUCCCUGAUAUCUGGAAAAUUGCUACUGUUAGACCCCUCCCAAAAAUAAACAACCCGACGGAACUUAAAGAUCUCAGGCCCAUAAGCAUAUUGCCAUGCCUAUCCAAAAUUGCUGAAAAAGCAAUCUGUCAGCAGUUGUCGCAGUAUUUGGAGGAAAACAGUAUACUUCCGGAGUUACAGUCAGGCUUUCGUAAGCAACGUGGUACUUCGACCGCUCUGCUGGAUGUGACGGAUAACAUCCUAUCUGCACAGGACAGGGGCAUGUGCACAAUUUUGGUUUUGCUAGAUUUUUCACGUGCCUUUGACUGCAUCAAUAUUGAGUUGCUUCUCUGCAAGCUCAAGUAUUACGGAUUUGAUGAUAAUGCUAUAAAAUGGUUUAGGAGCUAUCUAAGCAAUCGGCAGCAGCGUGUUGAAGUACGACUGAGCAAUGGGUCAACCUUGACCUCGUCACUUACUCCCGUCAAUAGAGGAGUUCCGCAGGGCUCAAUACUGGGCCCCCUGAUCUUCAUUUUAUACUGUGCUGACAUCGUGAACUCGCUAAAGCGGUGUAGGUAUCACAUUUACGCAGAUGAUGUGCAAGUGUACGUCUCGUUUGUUCCUAGUGAAUAUUUAAACGCUCUGGGAGAUCUGAACGAAGAUCUUAACAGGAUAGCGAGUUGGGCAGAGGUCAACGGCUUAGUACUUAAUCCCACUAAGACUAAAUAUAUGAUAUUUGGAACAAAGUGUCAAAUUAGUGCCCUGCCGUCUACAAUGCACGUUGUCCUCAUGGGUGAGUCGGUUGACCGAGUUAAUGAAGCGCGUAAUCUGGGUCUGACCAUGGAUGCGGAGUUGAGGUAUGAGGCACACGUGGCAAAGUCAGUGCGCGCAUGUUUCUACCGGCUUAAAAUCCUUUAUAAAAUAAGGCCUUAUUUGUCGGAGGAAUUGCGUGUGCAGCUGGUUGAGUCACUUGUGCUUUCUAACCUUAACUAUGCAGACACAGUUUAUGGUCCUCGAUUGCUGGCACGAACGGAACGCCUGAUCCAGAGAGCGCAAAACGCCUGCGCCAGAUUCUGCUUUAAAAUACCGCCAAGAACUCACGUCACUCCAUUUAUUAAUGAACACUCCAUCCUUAAGAUGAAGUCACGCCGCAAGUUACACCUGGCUUGCCUACUCUUUGGGGUUAUAAAGUACAAAGAACCGUCCUAUUUGUUUAGCAAACUUAACUUCAUUGCUAGUAAGAGAGAACGCCCGGUAAGACAAUGCUCACAGCAACUCUCCACGGAACCGCACAGCACUGCGGCCUUCAGAGGCAGUUUUAGGUACGCUGCUACUAAAUGCUGGAACAAUAUUCCCCCGCCAAUAAGAAAUGCCAAAACUCUUGGUACUUUUAGAAUACACCUUCGAAAGUUCCUCAUUAACUCACAAAAAGAACUUGGUAUGACGAUCUCAAACACGUCCAUAAUAUAGCGAUAGCAGGUACCUGCCGUGAUGGUGUUUCGUCGCCGUAUUCCGGUUCACUCGUAGUCUGAGAGUACUAAUACUAGUAGUUUACCUAGUAACACAUUUCUACACUUCAAUAUUAAUCAUAGUUCACAUUCAAGCACAACACAUACACAGAACAUAAAACACUUACUUCAAAUACACACAGCACACACACCAAUAGUCUACUCGACGUCCGUGCGUCAUUUUUAGGGAUCCAGCAGAAUACCAGCGUCAGGUAUUCUACCUGACACAUGCUGAGUUGGACUCCCAUUCGGUGCAAACGUAAGACUGCAGCGCGCCGUUAAUCUCUGAUUGUAUUUCAUAUUUUAUGUUUCUCUUUCUACCCACUUCUUGUUUUGUUUUAUUUUUCUUAUUGUGUAUCUUUGUGGUGUCUUUUUGUUUGUCUGAAUAAAUGUUUUAUCUAUC